Molecule: messenger RNA, 2476 nt
Organism: Dermacentor albipictus
Lineage: Eukaryota; Metazoa; Arthropoda; Arachnida; Ixodida; Ixodidae
Product: multiple C2 and transmembrane domain-containing protein 1-like
Biological process (GO): regulation of neurotransmitter secretion
Cellular component (GO): synaptic vesicle membrane
Molecular function (GO): calcium ion binding
Source: RefSeq, a predicted model, not a curated record
UGGGUGAGGUCAGCCGCGGCAGCUGCAGCAAACGGGCGCGCGAGCCUUCUUCUACCUCCAGGCAACGUCAGGCAUUCGAGACCGCCAGCCGAGGGACAGGGGCCACGUUCGUCGGCGAGCGGAACGUGGUGGAGGUUCCUAAAUGUCGGCCAACAAGAAGGACAACAUCGAGGCCUGGCUGCAGAAUGUGCGCCAGCCGCCCUGGAUUCCCGACCCUCCGAUACCACCCGUGCCCCCCGUGCCUGCCGUGCCGCCGCUGCGGGCGCCGCCGCUCAUGCGCCCCUUCCCGGCCUUCAACGCCGAGAACGAGUACCGCGACCAGUCGCCCCUUCAAUCUCCGCCUCCGCCGAACGUGGCGAAGGCGCCCGAGUACCAGCGACCGGACAGGCACGGAGACAUGUUCCGGCCGCCAGACGCUGCCCGUUCCCCCGCUUCCCCCGCUUCCCCCAUUGAGGCGCCGACGAAGCCGUCGGCGCCCCGCCCGCCGACGCCCGCGAAAUGGCCGCUUCGUCCGGCGCUCAAGAACGCGCAAGGGUACCGGAAGGAGUGGGCAGACGCCGGCAGGGGAGCAGCAGCGCAGCUACCGGAAAAAGCGCCCAAGCCCGCCGUGGUGGCGCCAGCCUUCGCCGCCAAGGAGGACAGCGUGAUCAGGUUCCUCUUGCUCAGCGCCCGGAACCUGGAUCCCGUGGACGCCAGGGAUUCCUGCUCCCCUUACGUCGUCUUCAAGCUGGGCAACGAGAAGUACAUCAGCAAGGUCAAGGAAGACACGAAUGACCCCGUGUGGAAUGAGCCCUUCGACAUUUUCGUACCGGUGGGCAACAGCCUCUUGUUACAGAUCAUGAUCAUGGACAAGGACCCCGCGGCCUCUACCGACUUCAUCGGCAGGUUCAACCUGAACCUUGUCGACUACAAGUACGGCGCCACGUACGAGGUGAAACAGGAUUUGGACGACAACGCCGGCACCAUCAGGUUCCGCAUGGCCCUGGAGAAGGUGGGCUCCACGGACUUCGCCGAAGUCUGCGACAUUCCCACGCGACAGACUCUGGAGCUCCUGCGGCAGCGCAUAUCGGACACCUACGCAUGCUGGAGCUUUGGAGGCGAGCUGCGCGACGUGGGCGAAGUUCUCGUCUUAGCAUACCGGGCCAGCACCAUUGCACCGAACUACAACGAGAGCAAGCUGAACGCCAUCUGCGUGGUCGAACUGGCGCCAAAGAUGCUCUGGAACAAAGGCGAUCCCAAGACCGUCAACCCCACCUGGAACACCAUGUACCGCAUGAAGGUGACGGACAUUCACGCCGUGCUCCAAGUGACCGUGCUCACGGACGACAAGAAGCAGGAGUUCCUCGGCACCGUGGCCUUCCCACUGAUAUCGGUGGACUCGCGAAGGAAGCAGUGGUACGCACUCAAGGACGAGAAUUACGAGAAAACCACGGGAGGAUUCAUCCUGCUCGAGAUAGACCUCAUUUACAAUCCCGUGAAGGCUAUCAUAGGCUGCUUCAAGGACAAAGGUCCUGGCCCUCCGGCGCUCAACGACACGGAGCUGACGAGGAGGGCCUUGACUCGGAACAUGUCACGUGUGAAGGCGGUGUACCAACGCUACAAGCGGACCGAGCGCUUCGUCCUCGGCUGCUUCAAGUGGGAGUCCAUCCCGCGGUCCAUGAUCGCCCUCACGCUGUUCACCUGGCUGACCCUCAAAGGCGAGCCGUACAUGGUGCCCCUGGUGGGCGCCUCGCUGUUCUUCGCCGGAAUGAUCGUCUCCUGCUGCUGCCCCUUCGAUGACGACGAUAAGGACUUUCAAGAAGACGGCCAACAGAGCGAGGAGGAAAGCUCGCGGCAAUCCCUCAAGGGAAAGCUGGUGCGGCUCCAAGAGAUGGCCGCCACCAUGCAGAACACCAUGGGUGCGGUGGCCUCGUACGGCGAGCGGAUUCACAACACGUUGGUGUUCGCCGACCCGUUCGUCUCGAGGAUGUUCCUCGCAAUCCUGCUCGGCGCCGGCUUCUUGGCCUACAUUGUUCCCGCGCGCUACUGGAUCCUCCUUAUCGGGCUCCGAAGGUUCGGACGCGGGUUUCUCAGGAGGUUCGGUGGUGCCAAGGAAAGCGGUUACGACCUGCUGCACCUGUUCAACAGGACACCCGACAACCUUGAAAAGGCACGGUACAGCACGCCCCUGCCCGAUACGCACACGGUUCCGCGAGGUACGUUCGCGGCGAAGUCUACGUUCUCGCUGAAGUCGCUGCGACGCCUGCUGUUCUCGUGACCUUCUCCGGGCCAAGGACGUCGUCCCGCUAACGGCGGCGCGCGCAACUGCGGGACGUCAACAUGGCGGCCGGGCGGGGCGCGUCGCCCGCCUCGGAAGAAGCCCGUGGUCGGGACAGUGCACCCCGCCGCGCGGGCAGACUGAUGCGCCAAUCGUGUGCCGCCUUCCCGCUGUGGCCUCGCAAGUUAUGGCCAGAAUAUUAAGUGUUUCGUGCUUCGA